AUGUGCUGCAUCCAGGGCGCCUCCGGGGAUCCGUAUUUGGCAGCACCUCUAAAUCAGACAGGCAGAACUUGGUCAAAGAAAAGAUGGAUUUCUUCCUAAAGAUGGAUGAGGAAGACUCAGCUGGCCCUGGAGCAGGAAGAGGCCAUGCUAUGGAAACUGGGAGCAGUGAGGGAUUCUGGGAAAGCUCAGGGCAGAAGAUCCUGGGAGAGGAGGACACCCUUCGCUCAGAGGUGCAGAGCCAGCAGUUCGGGCAGUCCUGUCACCAGGAGGCUGAAGGACCACGAAAGGUUUGCAGCCAACUCUACCACUUUGACCAUCAAUGGCUGAAGCCAGAAAGGCACACGAAAGCUGAGAUGCUGGACCUGGUGAUCUUGGAGCAGUUCCUGGCUGUCCUUCCAGCGGAGAUGGAGAGCUGGGUGAGGGAAUGCGGAGCAGAGACCAGUUCCCAGGCCGUGGCCCUGGCCGAAGGUUUCCUCCUGAGUCAGGCGGAGGAGAGGAAGCAGGUGAGAGAGACUUUCCUCCGGAUGCUCCCAAGGGGCUCCAAACAGGAGGGAGAAGAUCCCUAAAUUCCAUCCU
Messenger RNA from Podarcis raffonei (Aeolian wall lizard), 576 nucleotides. Its product is annotated as zinc finger and SCAN domain-containing protein 16-like. The transcript is spliced from 2 exons. The record is from RefSeq and is a predicted model, not a curated record. NCBI's taxonomy places the organism in Eukaryota, Metazoa, Chordata, Lepidosauria, Squamata, Lacertidae. The coding region runs from base 84 to 566 and encodes 160 amino acids.